This is a messenger RNA of Neltuma alba, 414 nucleotides long. Its product is annotated as notch-regulated ankyrin repeat-containing protein A-like. The record is from RefSeq and is a predicted model, not a curated record. Gene Ontology annotation, molecular function: protein binding. Bases 1 to 414 code for a protein of 137 amino acids. NCBI's taxonomy places the organism in Eukaryota, Viridiplantae, Streptophyta, Magnoliopsida, Fabales, Fabaceae. The transcript is spliced from 3 exons. Gene Ontology annotation, cellular component: plasma membrane.
AUGGAACCUGAAUUUCACAACGCUGCAAUGCAAGCUCGUCAUGGUCAUGUAGAAGUUGUGGAUGUCUUGAUAAAUGAAGAGCUAGAUCACUCAUAUUUUGGUAAAAAUGUUGGAGACGAAACUCCACUUUAUAUUGCUGUUGAGAGACGGUAUUGGAACGUGGUGGAUGCAAUAUUGGAUAAAAGUAAUUCACCACAAUAUAAUGGUCCUAAUGGCAAAACUGCUUUGCAUGCCGCAGUUCUUCAUGGUAGCAAAGAAGUAGUAGUGUCAAACUUGUUGGCAAAAAACUCAUUAGCAACAAAAGAAGCAAAUGAAAAUGGUUGGGUGCCACUUCACUUGGCAGCACUUUACACAAAUUCAGAUAUGGUAAGGGUGUUGCUAGAGAAUGACAGUACAGAAGCACAGCAUUCAUGA